Leguminivora glycinivorella is the source of this 831-nucleotide messenger RNA. RefSeq lists its product as uncharacterized. The transcript is spliced from 7 exons. Lineage: Eukaryota; Metazoa; Arthropoda; Insecta; Lepidoptera; Tortricidae. The record is from RefSeq and is a predicted model, not a curated record. The coding region runs from base 1 to 807 and encodes 268 amino acids.
AUGGCGUCAUCGGCGCGUGCGUCGUGCGUCGAGCUCGGCUCGCGGCGCGGGGCACACUGCCGGGUGAAAGUCGCUUCCGAACCUGCAGGGUGCAGAAAGGGCAGCUGGGCCACCGUGUACAUCUCUCAGAUGAAGCCGGUAGUCGGACCACGCCACGCUAACACAACACUCAUCUGGCAGAAGUAUUUGGAAGGUGUGAAAACGGAUGCUAAUAAAACUGAUGAUGCAGCUUCAAAUGUCCCUGAAGUUCCUAAAACGCCCGAAGUACCCGGCAAAAAAUCUAGAAGAAUAGGCCGGUCCAGGAGGCUGCGCCAGUGCCAGGGACAACCACUUAAUUUGUUGGAAUGCUGCAACAUUGCAUGGCUUCCUGACCGUGCCAUCGCCAAAUGCAUCCGGAAGCCGGUUAACGUCCUUAAAUUAACGUGUGACGAAGCGCGAUGCGCGUUGAAAGAGGCAGGCUGGCUCGAGCAAUAUGGAGUAGUGAAGACGCUUGCUCUGCAAGCCUUCUACGAAAACCUGGCACAACGCGAUGUGGACUGGACGGAUGCGGUUAGGUCCAUCAAGAUGGAUUGUUUGAUGACCAUCCCCCGGUUUCUGGGCACUUACAUGGACUGCGUGGAAUUUGAUAUCAUAUACUGCGUAAUGAUUAAAAUGUUCAAGUACGCUCCCGUUUCCAGCUGGUCGACGGCCGACACGUGCCUCUCGGCCCGGCAGUUCCUCGCCUCGUGCCCGCUGUGCCCGGACGACUGCUACAAGGGAUCGGACGACAGUCUGGUGGCUGACUGUCGCGCUUGCGAGAUGGUUUAACAUACUGAUGUAGUACGCCUGGAG